AUGGCCUGCAACAACAUCUGCCGACCCUGCGGACCCACCCCGCUGGCCAACAGCUGCAACCAGCCCUGUGCCCUGCAAUGCCAAGAUUCCCGUGUCAUCAUCGACCCUGCCCCUGUGCUGGUCACCCUGCCAGGACCCAUCAUGACCUCCUUCCCCCAGAGCACCGCCGUCGGAUCCACCUCCUCCGCUGCCGUGGGUGCUGAGCUAAGUGCCCAGGGACAGCCCAUCUCUGGUGGAUUUGGUGGCUUUGGCCUUGGCUAUGGCCAUGGAUUUGGCUAUGGGCUGGGAGGCUUGGGCUGCUAUGGCAGAAGGGGUGGCUACAUCUGCUGA
Messenger RNA from Passer domesticus (house sparrow), 330 nucleotides. Its product is annotated as feather beta keratin-like. Lineage: Eukaryota; Metazoa; Chordata; Aves; Passeriformes; Passeridae. Gene Ontology annotation, cellular component: intermediate filament. The transcript has a single exon. The record is from RefSeq and is a predicted model, not a curated record. Gene Ontology annotation, molecular function: structural constituent of cytoskeleton. The coding region runs from base 1 to 330 and encodes 109 amino acids.